Messenger RNA from Sordaria macrospora k-hell, 915 nucleotides. RefSeq lists its product as uncharacterized. NCBI's taxonomy places the organism in Eukaryota, Fungi, Ascomycota, Sordariomycetes, Sordariales, Sordariaceae. Gene Ontology annotation, cellular component: nucleus. The record is from RefSeq and is a predicted model, not a curated record.
AUGGCUCUUAGAACUAUCCUCGUCACCGGCGCGACCGGCCAACAAGGCGGCGCCGUAGUCCGCGCCCUCCUCAACCACCGCAACUUCGACUCCUCCUCCCUGAAGAUCCUCGCUCUUACUCGCAACGCCUCCAGCCCUUCGGCCCAGCGCCUCGUCGAUUCUAGCAAGGGGGUCGUCCAGUUGAUCCAGGGCGACUCGACCAACCCCAAGCCCAUCUUCGAUGCCCAUCCCAAGGGCUCCAUCGACUCGCUCUUCGUCGUCACCACGAUGGGCAAGCAGCCAGAGGAGCAGCAGGCAAUCCCGCUCAUCGACACGGCCGUCGAGCACGGCGUCAAGCACGUCAUCUUCUCAUCGGUUGACCGUGGUGGCGACGAGAAGAGCUGGGACAACCCGUGCCCCGAGAUCCCUCAUUUCGUGGCCAAGCAUAACGUCGAGCUGCACAUCCGCAACAAGGCGGAGAAGGACCCGUCCAGAUUUACCUGGACCAUCCUGCGCCCCGUCGCCUUCAUGGACAACUUCAACCCUGGCAUCUUUUGCAAGCUCAUGACGGCCAUGUGGCGCUCCGCCCUCAAGCCCACCACCAAGUUGCAGCUCACGGGCGUCCGCGACAUCGGCCUGUUUGCUGCCGAGGCCUUUUACAACCCGGACGAGUACGCCAGCAAGGCCGUGGGCAUUUCCGGGGAUGAGCUGACCUUGGAGGAGGCCCGCGAGAAGUUUGAGAAGGUUGUUGGCAAGGAGAUGCCCGAGACGUACACCUUCCUGGGUAGCCUGAUGCUCUGGAUGGUCAAGGACAUGGGCGCCAUGUUUGCCUUCUUUGAGAACCAGGGCUAUGGGGUGGAUAUCGCGGCCAAGAAAAAGAUUGUGCCGACGGAGGACUUUGAGACGUGGUUGAAGGAGAGUAGCAAGUGGAAGUAG